Messenger RNA from Hylaeus anthracinus, 1504 nucleotides. RefSeq names its product mitochondrial carrier homolog 2-like. NCBI's taxonomy places the organism in Eukaryota, Metazoa, Arthropoda, Insecta, Hymenoptera, Colletidae. The record is from RefSeq and is a predicted model, not a curated record. Bases 327 to 1271 code for a protein of 314 amino acids. The transcript has 7 exons.
UAAACAAAGUUUGAUCCCAUAUUAUCAGUUCUCACUUCUCACCAAUUCUCACUUUUCAACGAGAUGAGCGAGAGCAAUCGAGCAUGAGGAAGCGCGAGUGCUCAGCAGUCAGCAGCAGUCAGCAGUGUACAGGCCCUAAUAAUAUUCUUGACGUUAAUCAUCUUGCGAAUACAACAAAUAUAAAUGGUUAUGAAUUGUAUUCGCGAAUGGAUCGCGUAAUUUUUCAACGUAUUGCUUGAACCUUAGUCAUAUCAGUUGGUCAAAAUCAUUAAAUAAACAAUACAACAACAAAAUAAGAAAAUAGAAAAACUAAAUUCUAAUUAAACAUGAUACGAGAAGACAAUACGUUAUGGACCACUAUUGGGGAACGUAUAUUAAUAAAUGUGGUUUCAUAUCCUAUCGAAUACGCUAAAGUUUUAAUACAGAUCGGACAUGAACCGAUUCCACCACGACCGACAACUAAUUUAUUUAGACGGCCGGCUUUAGCUUUGCCCAACGUUUUUCAGUACGUUAAAUACAUAAAAAACGUAGAUGGAUAUUCUGGGUGCUACCGUGGUUUGAUACCAAAGUUAUGUGCCCAUACCAUAUGUGUCUUAGUUUCCGAUGAAACGUCUUACAAACUUACGUGUAUGUAUGAGUCUAACAAAGAAAACGAAGAAAAUUAUAUGAAAAAAAAUUCCGAAGAUGAAGGAGAAGACGGUCAAAAGCACAGAAGUUACAUAUUUGAAUUCAUAAGAGAUCUGAUUAGUAAAACGACUGCAAUUAUAGUCAGCCAUCCAUUGAAUGUUAUCGCAUUGAGAAUGAUAGCUCAAUUUGUCGGCAAGGAAACAAAAUACAAUGGACUAUUCACAUCAUUUGUGGAAGUGUAUAGAGAGAAUGGAAUCAUGGGAUAUUAUGCAGGAUUAGUACCCCGCCUUAUCGGAAACGCUAUCGUAUUAGUAAUAGUUAGUUCUUCUACUUAUGCCGUCGAUAAAUAUUUAUCGACUGUCACAACUGAACAUGACAUCAAACCAAUUAUUUGCUCCACUAUAAACUUUAUAGCAACAACAAUUACGUAUCCAUUUUUGGUAGUAUCGCAUUGUAUGGCUGUUAAUGACUGUGGAUUAGUUGCUGGUCUUCCUCCGCACAUGCCAAUUUGGAAUAGCUGGCUGGAAUGUUGGGCUCAUCUUUCAGCUGCCAAUCAGUUAAAGAGGGGAAACAGUCUUUUAUGGCGAUAUUAUACAGGACCUUCAGUAAUAAUAAAUGGCAUAAUGACACCUCUUUACAAAUAAUUUACAUCUAUGCAGUGUGUCACAGUAAUAAUAUUGCAUUAAUUUGUAUUUGAGAGACCAACAGUAAAAUCAAUUCCGUGAAACUUAUAUUCUGUCUGAUAAAUUUACCGAUAUAGCAUACAAUUGCAUUUAUAUAUUUCUUAAAAUUGAUUUUAAUUAUUGCUGUGCACUAAGUAUCUAUUAUAAACUAUUUUCUGUAGUUCUAUACUGAAAAAUGCAUUUUGUAUGGAGAA